AUGUCCGACCUCUACCUCUCCCGUAUCCGUAACUGGUUCCUCAGUUCGCCGCCAGCAGAAUGGGCCAUCAACCGCCUUAGAGACACUUUGAUAGGAUCAUUGAGCCAAGGACCUAUCCCAGGCCAUGUCGCUUUCGAAAUGGACGGCAACCGAAGAUAUGCCAGAAGUCACAAGAUCGAGACAGUAGAAGGCCAUCACCUCGGCUUCGAGGCUCUGGCCCGGGUUCUGGAGAUUUGCUACAAGUGUGGUGUCAAGGUGGUCACCGUCUAUGCUUUUAGUCUGGAAAACUUCCACCGGCCCAAGUAUGAGGUCGACGGCCUGAUGCAACUGGCCAAGGUGAAGCUCGAGCAACUCAUUCAGCAUGGGGAGCUGUUGGACAGAUACGGUGCUAGUGUCAAGGUAUUGGGGCGUCUUGAUCUGAUCCCCCCAGAUGUUCUCGAAGUGGUGGAAAGAGCGGUCGCUGCUACCAGUCACAACACAACAUGUGUUCUCAACAUUUGCUUCCCCUACACUUCGCGGGAAGAAAUGACAACAGCCAUCAGAACGACUGUAGAAGAAUAUUCAACCACCCCUCGGCCACACAGCACCCCAUUUUCGCAGAGCAGAAUUACGCAAAAGAUCUUGUCCAAACAGGGUGACAAACCAGAGACUCUGGAGUCUAUUGAAGAGACCCCCUCUCAGUCGGACGACCACGACCAGGAUGAUGCCGUGUCGACGGCUACCACCCUUCGUUCCGAUCCAUCUACGCAAAAGUCGGAGGGCUCGGAAAACGUGGCCAUCUAUCCAAACGCGGAGACAAUCACGCCCGAGACAAUCGAUAAGCAUCUCUACACUGCCGGGUGCCCCCCGCUUGACAUAUUCGUGCGAACCAGCGGCGUGGAGAGACUGAGUGACUUCAUGCUCUGGCAGUGCCACCAGGACACGCAUAUUUUCUUCCUCAAGUGCUUCUGGCCUGAAUUUGAUCUCUGGCACUUCCUGCCUGUGCUGGUAGAAUGGCAGCACAGACAAAAGCAAAAGCAACGUGACGAGAAGCCUAGGCGGGUGAAACAGGCUUGA
Messenger RNA from Podospora anserina S mat+, 1056 nucleotides. RefSeq lists its product as uncharacterized. Gene Ontology annotation, cellular component: lipid droplet; endoplasmic reticulum; membrane. The record is from RefSeq and is a predicted model, not a curated record. Gene Ontology annotation, molecular function: ditrans,polycis-polyprenyl diphosphate synthase [(2E,6E)-farnesyl diphosphate specific] activity. Lineage: Eukaryota; Fungi; Ascomycota; Sordariomycetes; Sordariales; Podosporaceae. Bases 1 to 1056 code for a protein of 351 amino acids. The transcript is spliced from 2 exons.